UAUUAGAGGGGGCGUGGCCUGAGUUCCCCGGAAGUCUGCAUGUUUGUGUUGGGCUGCGUUGCUUGUUGUCGCUUGGGGCUUUUAGACUGGUCUUUACUGCUCCUGUGCUCCAUCUUCGGUACCAGCAUGAAGGAGCCGUCCGUCUCUCUGGGGCCGACUCCAGCCCCCGUUUUUCUCACCAAGCUCUGGGUUUUAAUGGAGGACCCGGCUAAUUGCGACAUGAUCGCUUGGAACACGAAUGGACAGACCUUCAGCAUACUGGAUGAGCAACGGUUUACCAAAGAGAUCCUUCCCAGAUACUUCAAGCACAGCAAUUUGUCCAGCUUCAUUCGGCAGCUUAAUAUGUAUGGCUUCCGCAAGGUGAUGAGUUUGGAGAACGGUCUUGUAAAAUCUGAGAGCGCCAUUGAGUUCCAGCAUCCUUUCUUUAAAAAAGGGAGACCGGAGUUAUUGGAACACAUCAAGCGUAAGGUGAACUCGGUAAAAACAGAAGAUGCUCAUCUGUCCCAGGACAAUUUGCAGAAGGUUAUUAAUGAAUUAAAAGUGCUUCAAAAUGGACAAUCCAACAUGGAUUUCAAGUUGGAUACAAUGAGGAGGGAAAAUUAAAUUCUUUGGAAGGAGGUUUCUUCUCUGAGAAGGAAGCACAGCCAACAGCAGAAACUUCUUGCAAAGGCCAUUAACAAUUGAAGCUUCACAGUCCUCUUCCCCUAAAUACAGUCACAAUAUGCUGCAGCUUACAGAAGGAGGAGUUAGUGAGUGAUACACAGCAGGUGAUUCUAAUGGAUGAGACUGAUGUGAAUCUUCAGCUGGAGGUGGAAGAAUCUCAUUACCCAAGCAGCUCUUUCCUGGCACAGGACCAGGUUGUGAUCCCAAAUGCUUCCUUUCCAGUGACAGAUCAGUCCAUAAUUCCCAGCAAUUCAUUUAUAGUAGAAAAUUCCUUUAAUCCUAAUAGCUCUACUGCUGAUGAGGAGUUGGCUCUUGAUUUGGUACAAGACAGCGCUCCUGAGGACCCUGAUAGUGUCAUUGAUUUGAUUCUUAAAUGAAAAUGCCUCUGCAAGCAACAUUAACAUACUUGACAGGCGAGGAAGUGUUUCUGUGCUGUAAACAUAAUGAUUGAUAAUCUGUAUUUAAUACAUUUGCUCAUAAAAUAUGA
Messenger RNA from Xenopus laevis (African clawed frog), 1150 nucleotides. Its product is annotated as heat shock factor protein 3-like. The coding region runs from base 40 to 603 and encodes 187 amino acids. The transcript is spliced from 7 exons. NCBI's taxonomy places the organism in Eukaryota, Metazoa, Chordata, Amphibia, Anura, Pipidae. The record is from RefSeq and is a predicted model, not a curated record.